This is a messenger RNA of Neolamprologus brichardi, 3134 nucleotides long. RefSeq names its product small integral membrane protein 29 (gene smim29). Lineage: Eukaryota; Metazoa; Chordata; Actinopteri; Cichliformes; Cichlidae. The record is from RefSeq and is a predicted model, not a curated record.
UUCUGCCUGCCUGGAUCUGCUGCUGCUAGCGGAAGUGAAGCUUCUGCGAAGCACAACACAGCAUUAACUGAAAAGAGAGGCUAUGCACAAUACACAAUUUGUAGCUGAUUAGGGAGGUCAGUGAUACCAUGUGGAAGUCACAUGAGCGACGAGGAUGAGGCAGAAACAACAAGGGGGCAGCUUGAGGAGUGAUCCGCUGCACAGUGACUGCAACAGGGAGGGUGUCUGCUGCUCGUAAAGGCCUUGCACAAGCAGCCCCCUGUGUCCCCUUAUCGCUUAACAUUUACAAUGAACAGUACUACUCAGUCCCCUGCCACCAUAGAUGGGAAUGUGGCUGUCAGCUAUGUGCUGGUGCCAUUUUUCCUCAUAACCUUUGCUGGGAUAAUUGCAGCUGUGAUAAUGUAUAUUCGUAGGAAAAGGAGAGUUGACAGACUGCGUCAUCAGCUAUUACCAGUGUACACGUACGAUCCUUCAGAGGAGAUUAAUGAAGCCGAACAAGAAAUGUUGUGGAAAGAAGAGGACACAAGGAUUGUACAAAGUUGGGCGUCAAGUUAUCAACAGCAACACCCUCUUCUGACCAAAGACGUCAAUGCAUGAUGUUGGUAAACCCUGACAUUGAGCACUGCGGGGUGUGACGACAAACCUGCAACCACAGAGAUCAGUAAUUUUUAUCGUGAUGUACAAACAAUCGUGUACAAUACUUCUUGGCUUUUAUUUGCUUCCUUUUACUGUCGUCUCUGAGCACAUCGGUGACGAUGAGCAUUUUCCUGUGUUCUCUUUUAUGUACACUUUGACGUUGAACUUCUGAUGCCGAUCCUGUGUGCCUAACAGUCUCAGUACCUUAAGAUUAUUUAUUUGAAAUUAUUUAUUUAAACCUGUUUUUAUUGAAAAAUUCAGUGACAUGACUCAAAGUUUCAAAGGUACAGGUACCUGUAGAUUUUUAAUCUGUUGUUUACAUUUGCUAUGUUGUUGUGGGCGACGUGUGGCAAGCUGUUAUGUUCCUGUGGGUUGCAGUGAGCAUUCGUACUAGCUGUGCUCUUCGUGGCACGAAUGUGCUGUACCCUUUAAAAAUCAGCAGUUCUGCUGCGAGAGGAAUUGUGAUCAUUGCCUGUGCUGGUGAUUUUAAACGAGUUGUGUGCAGUGCAUUAGAAAAACAAAUCAUCCUCUGAUAAAAUGACUAGUGUAGCGUUCAACAGUUACAUUGUUGCAAAACUCUCAGAAAGACUUUUAAACAUGAAAGCCUCAUUGCUGAAAAAUAAAAUUAGCAGCUAAGAUCAAGCUGCUAAAUUUGAUUUCAGUUUCAUUUUCAGUGAAAUGAUUGAACAGCUCGCUUUAGUUUUACUUUGCUUAAAGAAUCUAACUCAUGCCUGGAGAUUCAUGUCUCUUUGUGGUUUAGCCAAAUCCUGUGACUCUUAUCAAUGGCAUGAAAAGCCAGAUAGUGGAAGUAAAUAACACCAAACUCUCAUCCCUAAAAUGAGCUCUGACUAGCUCUCAAAAUAUGUCCUGUCUACAAGGCAUGGCACCAACAAAUUUGCCUCCAGCUGAAGAAUCUGUUCAGAUGAAUGCCAUAAGUCUGACUGUUUUAAGCACUCAGGAAGUCUUGCUCUUUUUUUUUCUUUACGAGUCAUAACCUCCCCGGUUCCUUUUUUGCCUUGCAUUUGUGAAUGUAAACGAAGAACAAUUGAACUGUUUAACUGCCCUCAGAUGGGGGAAACAUUACUCAGUCCAACAGCUAAUGUAUUGUACUGAGCAUGUAAUGCUCAAACAUGUCAUGUUAUCAGUUAUGACAUCUAAAAGUGUGGGCGGCAUGGUGGUGCAUAACAAGCAAGAAAGUUCUGGGUUUAAACCUUUCUGUGUGGCAUUUGUUUUCCCACUGUGCUUUAUCCACAGUGUCAGAAGAAAAUCCACACUCCAGGGCUGGCUCUGGGUGUGACUGUUGCUGGUUGUCUCAGCGCUAGUCCUUGCUUCCACCUGUCCGGGGAGUGCCCUACCUCUCCGUGGGUUGGGCUCCAGCCCCACCCUGACCCUCUACAGCUGUGGUUCUCAAAGUUUGGCUUACCAUUUGGUGGUCUGUCAUAGCGGUGCACAAAAAGAUGUGGGAGCAUUUCUAUUAAAUUGCAACACAUUUAGCUGUAGUUAUCAUAGAUGAAUGAGUCUUAUUAACACUGACAAAUACAGAUAGUGUAAGGAAAUGUAACAUCCACCUCAGUAAUUGUUAAAGCCCAGCAAAGCACACACACAAAAAAGCAAAUGCCAACAUGAACCACUAUUUGCUGAACAGGCACUUUAAAGUGUGGAUUUUUCCUGGGUAGUCCACUUACACUGGCUCCCUAAACUUUGAGAACCCAGCUCUGCAUUCUGGGAUGGCCAACUAGUUAUUAUACCCAGAGGUGCUUAUGUAUCAGCCUAAUUGUGUUUCUAUUCUAUGCAUUGUCUAGAGUUUUUCAGCUUUUGUGAAGAAUCUUAUGAAAUGAGCCAUUCAUCUUUAAAAUUGUAUCCACUGUUGACUUAGAUUUGCACAGGUGACACACCAGAGGGGUUCAACUUUGAAGUUCAACAUUGCAAGGCUUUCUUGACAAAACCUAAAACCCCUGUCAGAUAAAAUGGGUAAUGGUGUUUUUCAACUGUUCAGGCAGGUUUUCUGCUUCAGCUUCUGCGAGCGCUCACAUAAGAGGCGUUUCAUUAUGUGAUUGAUCCCUAUGAGCCCAGCAGCUCUAGACAUUAUCAAGCAGUGGUGCACUCUCAGUGUGACUGCUUAUUUCUCACAUGUAGUACACCCCUCUGGUAAACUUUGCAUGAAAGGCUGUGCAUUCAGGUGAUGUUUGAUGACAUGGACUGAUGCAAAUGUAAUUUUGGGAACAUUGUAACAAUCUUUCUCCUUUUAGAAUGUACAUCCAUUGGUUCAAGAGACUUGGUAAGGUAGUUGAAACGCUGGAAAUAUAAUUUACUUUUGUAGAUAGUUGCAAUGCAUCAUUGUAGCCUGCAUGAGCUGCACAGCAGAGUGCAAUAAUAUGAACAAGUGACAAAGAAAAUUCUCUUUAUUGACCAUUUUCUGAUACAAAUUGUUGUAGGGCACCAUAGAAAUAUAGACAUUGUACAUUUAUAUACGUGUACAUUAAAAAGAAUGAUCCCAU